Messenger RNA from Globicephala melas (long-finned pilot whale), 2499 nucleotides. Its product is annotated as olfactory receptor 7D4-like. Gene Ontology annotation, molecular function: G protein-coupled receptor activity; olfactory receptor activity. Lineage: Eukaryota; Metazoa; Chordata; Mammalia; Artiodactyla; Delphinidae. Gene Ontology annotation, cellular component: plasma membrane. Gene Ontology annotation, biological process: G protein-coupled receptor signaling pathway. The record is from RefSeq and is a predicted model, not a curated record.
GACAGCAGAAAGAAAAGGAGUCCUCCAAGCCUCCUGUUUCUUUCUACAAACUCUUACAUUUAUUAUUUUUUUAUGGGAAAUGCAACUUAAAACCAAAGGCUCAGCAAUUCAGCAGGAUAAUCUUGGGGGAGAAACAUCUGUUGGGAUGGAAACAGUAACAUUGUGGCUGACCAGAUGUCAUUUGCAUGUGAAAAUUCUCCAUAAACCAAGUUGACGUGUCAACCAGGAGUAGCUUAUUGAAGACCCUCCUCUGUGCAUCGCUCUUGCCCCUGCUCAUCAUGUUGUACAUGUGAAUACAAGGCUAUGAUCCCUUUUUUUCUCAGAAUUGAGAAACGCAGUGAGGAGCUUGGAAAGACGACAUCAUCCCUCCCAUUGAGACAACAAGCAGGCUUGGUUCCUGCUUCAAAGAAACAAAUAAAUUCCACAACCUCAGCAUUGCUCUCCUGUAAGACAACCCAAUGUAGUGCAGACUCGACAUGGGCCCUCUGUGUCACCCCUGAGAGACUCAGGGACAAAGAGACAAAGGGAACCAAUACAAACAGGCUAACUUUCCUUGGAGGAAGGGAAUAAUCAAGUCACUGGUCCAAAAGUAUUGGUGAUGGAGACGUGGCUUCCUGGAAGAGGCAGAACAGUAGUGGCCAGGCUGGGUGGAAAGACAGAAACACAUCUGGAAUCCAGUAAUGAAAGCUCUUCCCCAGACAUUUGCCCAUGUUUGGGGCAAGAAGAGGGAACAAGGAUCCCUGCUGUCCUACUUCUUAAUGAGGCGCAACACAGACGCACCAGCGACAUGGGAGCAGGAAACCAUACAGGAGUAUCACAGUUCCUCCUCCUGGGCCUCUCAGACGAUCCUGACCUGCAGCCCCUCCUCUUUGGAGUGUUCCUGUCCAUUUACCUGGUCACUGUGCUGGGGAACCUGCUCAUCAUCCUGGCCAUCAGCUCAGACCCCCACCUCCACACCCCCAUGUACUUCUUCCUCGCCAACCUGUCCUUUGUUGACAUCUGUUUCAUCUCCACCACUGUCCCAAGGAUGCUAGUGAACAUCCAAACACAGAGCAAAGGCAUCUCCUACAUAGGGUGACUCACUCAGGUGUAUUUUUUUUUUUUUAUUUUUACUGUAAUGGAUAGUUUUCUCCUGACUGUGAUGGCCUAUGACUGGUUUGUGGCCAUCUGCCAUCCCCUGCACUACAUGGUCAUCAUGAACCCCCGCUUCUGUGUCCUCCUGGUUCUGAUGUGUUGGCUCGUCAUUUUCUGGGUUCCCCUGAUUCAUAUUCUACUGUUGAGGCGGCUGAACUUCUGUACUGGCACUGAAAUUCCACAUUUCUUCUGUGAACUGGCUCAGAUUCUCAAGGUGGCCUGCUCUGACAUCCUCAUCAAUAACAUCUUCUUGUUUGUGGCCACUGCCCUGCUGGGUGUGUUUCCCCGCAUUGGAAUCCUCUUCUCUUACUCUCGAAUUGUCUCCUCUUUAAUGAAAAUCUCCUCUGCAGUGGGCAAAUAUAAAGCAUUAUCCACCUGUGUGUCUCACCUCUCUGUGGUUUCCUUGUUCUAUGGGACAGGCGUGGGGAUCUAUCUCACUUCUGCUGUGACCCAUUCUCCCCAGAGAAGCUCCAUCGCCUCAGUGAUGUACACCGUGCUCACCCCCAGGCGGAAACCCUUCAUCUACAGCCUGAGGAACAAGGAUGUGAAGGGGGCCCUGGGAAGGCUCCUUGGUUUAGGUACCACUUGUCUGUGAGGGGCCACUGGCCUCAGAACUAAGUGGACACUGUGGGCUGCAAAAACAAAUUUUGUGAAUUUAUAUCUCCUGAUUUUCUUUUCCCUUAAAAGACAUGCUUCAUUUCUUCCAUUCUCAAAGCAAUUAUGACUUUGCUUUUAUUUGUGUUUGUAUUAGUUUCUGCUCAACACCCUCCUCAGUAAUUCCUUUUGACUUUUGCUUCCUAUUUGCAGCCCAUACAUUUCCAUCUUGGGCUGGGUUUCUUACAGCCAUUCUGGCGAUUUCCAACAUUAGAUUUGAAGCACUUAUACCACGUAUGGCAUGGUUUCCCCCCAAAUUAUCCUCUCAAAUGUUCAUGUUCUUCAUGUUAAUUUUUCUGUGUGUUUGCUUUUCUCUGGAAGAAAUGGAAUGAAAAUCACACAACAGUCAUAACCAAAGUGCUUCACAUACCAAGGCUGUUCUUGUUCUGUGUACGUUUUAUGUUAUCUUGACAAAAUUUCAAAAGGUGUUUUCUCUCAUUUAUCUCAUUUUUCAAACAGAUUGGGAAUGGAAUAGAGUCUACCUUGAAAACCUAACACUAUGCCCACAUUCCUAACUUUGCUAUCCAACAUUUUCCUGAAGACUGUGAGAUAUUCAGCUUCAAGAGUGGGAAUCUAGUUUUGAGUUAGUUUUUUCACAUGAUUCAUAGAAGUAUAUAGCAUAGAAUAAUUAUGAGAUAUUGCUUCAUUCUUUGCCUUCUUUCUUCCUCCCUCCCUCCCCCUCCCUCCCUUCCUUUCCUCUUUCUUUUGUUU